AUGGCGACAUCAUGUGGUCAAACAAGUAGAGCUCCAAGCUCCUUUAUCUCCAGCGAGAUAGCCAUUAGCUUGGCCACGUUUGGUGUCGUGACAGCCCUGGUAACAAGAGCCAUGAAACGAAAGCAACGCCAGCAAGCAACCUCGGGGUCGGGUCAAAGCAGUCAACUACUACUUGUCAAGCCCAAUAUUGCUUCUCAUCCAUAUCACCCUCCAUCGCGACAAGUGCGCUAUCUCAAAGAGCACGGUGGUAAAAAAUGGGAAGAGUACUCCGAGGAACUGGAGGAAUUUGUACGCGAAUGUCCCAAAGUAGAGCUCCAUGUUCAUUUGGACGGGUCGCUGGACCCCGAUUUUCUUUGGCAUUGUCUACAGCAAUACGAGGACCAGGGCCAAGGUUGGAUUGGAUGUCUUCCAGUCAGUACUACGCUGCCUUGGGAUCCUCAGCAUCCACUUCCCGUCCGGCAUUUGGUCCAGAACUGCAAGACGGUUGACGAUUUUCAUAAUCUCUGCACCUGUCGCCGAGGAGAACGAUCCUUGCAGCAUAUGCUGACUUGUUUCGAGAUUUUCUUGCCUUUGGUCAGGGGAGCACCACAACCAGCGUGGCUACUGUUGGAAGAGCUAGCCUAUGACUUUUGUAGGCGUCAAUGGGAGCAAAACGUGGUGUACACAGAAGUGAGGUACAACCCUCACUUGCUCAUGCAUGAAGACAAGGGUACUUCCGGAUCGUAUGACAUGAAUGACAAGAAGUUGUCACCACAAGAAGGGGAUUCAGCCAUGAGUGCGGAGGAACAACGAAAACAAUCUGCUCGAGAGGUUGUACAAGCCAUUACUCGAGGACUGCGUCGGGGGUCUGCUGACUUUGACAUUGUAGUCAACCAAAUACUUUGUGCCAUCAAUUGGAGACCUGAUUGGGCAUGGGAUGUACUGGAGCUGACAAAGGAGUUUCGACAUGAACAUCCUUGUGCUGUUGUGGGUAUUGACAUUGCUGCUGGUGAGGAACACUUUGACAAAACAAAAUUUCCGCAGUUGUACCAACCACACUUUGACAUGAUGCAAAAAGCACAAGUGCUGGGCAUACCAGUGGCAAUACACGCGGGAGAAACACCCAAUGGAAUUGAGCAUGUGCGACAGGCAAUAGCAACACACCAUGACCCCGUGCAGAAAGGAUAUGGCGCCAAGAGGAUUGGCCAUGGCUAUCGAAUGACAGAAUCCUUGGAACUGAUGAACCAAUUGGCAAUGAAAAGGAUACAUGUCGAGAUAUGUCCAACGUCGUCCGUCGAGACGGGAGGAUGGAUCUUUGAUGUGCCCGAUGGGGGGACUGAGGGGCAAACGAAUGUCAGGAAGAAAAAGCCUUGGAACCAUCAUCCUGGAUUGGAGAUGAUACAGCAUGGCAUUCCCGUAUCCUUGAACUCAGACGAUCCAGCCGUUUUCCACACUUCCCUCACCUGGCAGUAUCGCAUUGCUCUUGUCAAAAUGAGGCUCACUCCAGAGCAACUUGUGCAAACCAAUAUUGAUGCCAUUGAAGCGUCCUUUGGGCGUAGAGAAGAAAAGACCAAAGCCGAGAGAAUCCUGCGGUCGUUUUGGAUCCGUCUAUCUGAUGGUAGACGUUUGUGCAGCGGUAUUGAUGCGGGCCAACGGUUCACCGAUCGCGUCAGAGAUCCUUUCUAA
Messenger RNA from Seminavis robusta, 1665 nucleotides. The record is from the annotation of a GenBank genome assembly. Lineage: Eukaryota; Bacillariophyta; Bacillariophyceae; Naviculales; Naviculaceae.